Messenger RNA from Lolium rigidum, 711 nucleotides. Its product is annotated as MADS-box transcription factor 23-like. The record is from RefSeq and is a predicted model, not a curated record. The transcript has 7 exons. Lineage: Eukaryota; Viridiplantae; Streptophyta; Magnoliopsida; Poales; Poaceae. Gene Ontology annotation, cellular component: nucleus. Gene Ontology annotation, biological process: positive regulation of transcription by RNA polymerase II. The coding region runs from base 1 to 711 and encodes 236 amino acids. Gene Ontology annotation, molecular function: RNA polymerase II cis-regulatory region sequence-specific DNA binding; protein dimerization activity; DNA-binding transcription factor activity, RNA polymerase II-specific.
AUGGUCCGUGGAAAGACGGUGAUCGAGAAGAUCGAAAGCACCACAAGCCGGCAGGUGACCUUCUCCAAGAGGAAGAGCGGGCUGUUCAAGAAAGCCAAGGAACUGGGCAUUCUCUGCGAUGCCCAGGUAGGGGUCGUCCUCUUCUCCAACACCGGACGCCUCUACGAGUACUCCAACUCCAACUCCGGAACAAAAUCUAUAAUUGAAAGGUACCAGCAGGUUAAAGAGGGCCAGCAGUUCAUGAGUGCAAGCGAUGAGGCUAAGUUUUGGCAAGCGGAGGGAGAGCGCCUACGGCAGCAACUACAUAACUUGCAGGAUAAUCAUAGGCAGUUGUUGGGACACAAUUUGUCUGGCUUAGGUUUAGAGGACUUAAAGGGUUUAGAAAGCCAGCUGGAAAUCAGCCUGCAUAACAUUCGGCUAACUAAGGACCAACUUAUGAUUGAUGAAAUUGAGAAGUCAAACAAGAAGGGAAUUCUCGUGCACCAGGAAAAUAUGGAGCUACACAAGAAACUAAACAUCAUUCGUCAUGAUUAUGUGGGUUUGCAAAAUAAGUUAAAUGAGCAAACAGAAGUAAACGGGGGAAUUACAAGUUCAUCUACCAACUACAACUUUAUUGCUCCAGAGGAUGUGAACUCAUUUGACCUGAAACUUAGCCUGCCACAGCAUGCAGAAAGUGAUGAUGAUCAACCAGAAUCACCAACACUGGGGUGA